Messenger RNA from Prunus dulcis (almond), 1294 nucleotides. RefSeq names its product putative dynamin-related protein 4A. The annotation marks the transcript as partial. Lineage: Eukaryota; Viridiplantae; Streptophyta; Magnoliopsida; Rosales; Rosaceae. The record is from RefSeq and is a predicted model, not a curated record. Gene Ontology annotation, molecular function: GTPase activity; GTP binding; microtubule binding. Gene Ontology annotation, cellular component: membrane; cytoplasm; microtubule. The transcript has 2 exons.
AGGCAGAGGUGAGGUUCGCCUUUACAUACAACAAACUAGUAACCUUCGUUGGAGAGCGAGGACCCCUUCUUCUUUGUUUUUUUGUCUUUCAAUUAUAUCUGAGUCCCAGAAAAUGGCGUCAUCUGAGACUGAUUCAGAAAGCAGAUCGUCAAGCUUAUCCAUUUUUCAAGAUGAUGAAGAAGGCUUUUCACCAACCUCAUCAAACGCACCAAUUGUCUCCUCCUACAAUGACAGAAUCCGCCCCAUGCUUGAUGCCAUUGACAAGCUCCGCAACCUCAUGGUUAUGGAUGAAGGCAUCCAGCUGCCCACCAUUGUUGUUGUGGGAGACCAGUCAUCUGGCAAAUCCAGUGUUCUUGAGUCCCUCGCCGGCAUCAGCCUGCCGCGUGGACAAGGCAUCUGCACAAGGGUUCCUCUCGUAAUGAGGCUUCAGCAUCACUCUGAUCCUGAACCAGAGCUUUCACUGGAGUACAAUGGCAGAGUUGAGCACACCGAUGAGGACAACAUUUCUGAGGACAUUGUGAAUGCCACCAAUCUGAUUGCUGGGGACAGCAAGGGAAUUUCAGCCACCCCAUUGACCUUGUUGGUGAAGAAGAAUGGUGUGCCUGAUUUGACCAUGGUUGACCUCCCUGGAAUCACUAGGGUUCCAGUUCGUGGCCAGCCUGAGAAUAUCUAUGAUCAAAUCAAAGAUAUAAUCAUGAAGUAUAUAAAGCCCGAAGAGAGCAUCAUUUUGAAUGUGUUAUCUGCUUCUGCUGAUUUUAGCACAUGUGAGUCAAUUAGUAUGUCGCGGAGUGUGGAUAAAACUGGUGAGAGGACUCUGGCUGUGGUUACAAAGGUUGAUAUGGCACCAGAGGGACUGCUGGAGAAGGUUACAGCUGAUGAUGUGGACAUUGGUCUUGGCUAUGUCUGUGUAAGGAACCGAAUUCGCGAUGAAACGUUUGAGGAGGCGAGGGCUAUUGCAGAUCGAUUAUUUGAAACUGAUCCUUUUCUUUCGAAGAUUGAUAAGUCUAUGGUUGGAAUUCAGGUUUUGGCUGACAAGUUGGUCCAAAUUCAAGCGGCUAGCAUAGCUAGAAACUUGCCUGAUAUUGUAAAGAAGAUCAAUGACAAGCUGAAUUCUUACCUUUCAGAGCUCAACAAAAUGCCGAAAAAGCUCUCUUCUGUUCCUGAGGCCAUGACUGCUGUUAUGCAGAUAAUUGGAACAUCCAAAGAAUCACUUAAGAAAAUUCUUGUGAGGGGAGAAUUUGAUGAGUUCCCGGAUGACAAACACAUGCAUUGCAAGGCUAGGCUUGUUGAGAUG